GUUUCUCUCUGUCCCCUCCCUCUCCGCUUUCCCUUCUCUCACUCCCCGUGACGGUGUGAGUUUCCCGGAUCGGUACGGUUCACCAUGCAGCGAGGACUGAACUUGGCCCGCCGGCUCCUCUCCGCCCCCCGCCGGCUCCCAGACCCCGUCGCCCGCUCUCUCCGCUCCGCCGCCGGGCCGCACCGGACCCACAGAGACGAAUGUUCUGCAUAUAAACUUCAAGGCCGGAUACCUUCAACGUAUGACAAAAAGGUUCUGCUGUGGACUGGACGCUUCAAAAGGGAGCAGGAUAUACCUGAAAUCGUUUCCAUCGAAAUGCUUUAUGCGGCAAGGAACAAAAUAAGGGUGCAGGUCUGCUACCUGAUGAUCGCCAUGAGCAUUGUGGCCUGUGUGGUGAUGGUGGUUUCGGGAAAGAAGGCUUUUAAACAGCAUGAAAGCCUCACCAAGUGGAACUUGGAGAAAAAAGCCAAGCUGAAAGAGCAGUAUGUGCAAGAGCAUGGGAUAGUCACCGAAAAGGCCCAGUAAUUGGACAAAGGUUCAGCAGCACCACUUUGUCUGGUUUUUGUUGGUUGAAAACAAUCGAUAGAUAUUAUCAGCACUGGCUGUGGAAUUCAUCAACACAAUGACUGGUGCACACAUUCCUCAUCAAUCUUUUUAAUACUUGCUCUCUAAAUUGAUCCACUGUUCAUAUUUUUUUUGAGUUCCUUUCCCAGUUUGAACCUGUUGUUCUGAUAUAAUCCCAGUAAUGUCAUGAUUCUCAAAUUAGACCCAGUUGUUGCAAACUGUCUUGUUUAUGCCCAAAGAAAUUCCUGUGCCCACUUUUAAAACAGAACUGUUAACUCUUAACUAAUCACUAAGGAAUUUGAGGUGUAUUUUCAAAGCCCCAUGUCCCCAACAAUAACCAGACCUCAUACUUAGUUAAUAACUUGUGUAGCUCAUAGCCUCUGUUCUGGUUACAUCAGUUCUGUUCUGAAGCAGUCCCACAUUAACUAUCCUCUGUACCAUUUCUAGUUCUAUCAUUUACAUACAUUCAUGGUAUUUUGCUUGUGUUUUCUUGUAACUCGUUUUUUUGGAAAACCAAGUUUGCCUCCAGAAAUUUAAACUAUGUGAGCAUAACUAUCUUUUUGGCUUUUUUUUCAAUAUAGAAUAUAAAAUACUGGUGCACCAGGUCAGUAAAACACAUUGUACUUCACCACAGCUCAUGAUCCACAAGUGCAAUUUAUUCUUCAGUCUUGAGACUCGAUCAUUAAGACUCGAAACAUUUAGAAAUGCUUUAAAUAUAGAAUUGCAGUGACAUUAAAUCAGUUUGUUAUUUGUAUGAGAUGCUAGUUUGAUUUUUUUUGUGAAAAUCUGAAUAAAAUAUUAUCUGUAUUCUAUUAUUAAAUGAAUAUUUAAUUGA
This is a messenger RNA of Pristis pectinata (smalltooth sawfish), 1399 nucleotides long. RefSeq names its product protein FAM162A-like. The record is from RefSeq and is a predicted model, not a curated record. NCBI's taxonomy places the organism in Eukaryota, Metazoa, Chordata, Chondrichthyes, Rhinopristiformes, Pristidae. Bases 85 to 525 code for a protein of 146 amino acids. The transcript is spliced from 4 exons.